GCUUCCGGGGAGUCCCCCCGGGCCCCCAGGAACCCCCAGGGACCCUCCGAGACCCCCCCGGGCCCCCCCGGGGCUCCCCGGGACAUGAGCGCUCCGGGACCGCCGGGCCGCGGGAUGCGCUUCGCCGAGACCCAGCUGCGGCGGCACGGCUGGCGCCGAGGGCAGGGGCUGGGCAAACGGCAGGACGGCAUCGCCGAGGCCAUCCGGGUGAAGAUGAAGUGUGACACGGCGGGGGUGGGACACGACGCGGCGGAGCCCUUCACCUUCCACUGGUGGGACCACGUCUUCAACAAGGCGGCUGCCAACAUCGCUGUGGAGGCCGGGCAGGAUGGCAUCUCCGUGAAGGCGCUUUCUGAGCAGGGAGGCGGGAUCAGCAAUAAGAAGCCGUGCAAGGUCGGCGGCACCAGGGACCUGCUGUACGGCCGCUUCGUGAAGUCGGCCACACUCACAGCCUGUGGGGAGGAGUCCAUGACGCUGCCCACUGGCUCUGAGAGCAGCGAGGAGGAGGAGAAGCUGGACCUCUCUUCAGCCAGGAGGCUGACGGACGAGGAGCUGGUGCAGGCGUGUGGGGGCCGCACGGCACACAAGGGUGCCCGUCACGGCCUGACCAUGAGUGCCAAGCUGGCGCGCCUAGAGGAGCAGGAACGAGCCUUCCUGGCCAUGUACCGGCACAAGGAGCGGCAGCAGGAGCUCCUGAAGAGCAGCCCCCUGGCAGAGAGCCAGGGCAAAAAGAAGAAGAAAAGGAAAAAGUCCAGGGACAGAGCUGACCCUGAGGUGCCCCAGAGCCAGGAGUCAAAUGGGGAGGAGGAAGAGGUAUCAGGAAAAGAAGUGAAGGUUGUGAAGAGGAAGAAAAAGAAGAUCCGGGAACCAAGUGGAGAAGAGGAGCUGAUGGGAGAGGGAGAGAAGGUCAUGAGGAAGAAGGUCACAGAGCCAUGCGGAGAAGAGGAGGCAUCAGGAGAGGAGGGGAAAGUCAUGAAGAGGAGGAAGAAGCCAGAGGCACACACAGAACAAGAGGUGGCAGAAGAGGAGGGGAAAGCUGCAAAGAGGAAAAAGAAGAAGAAACAGAAGCAGGAGGAGGAGGAGGACAAAGAAGAGCCAGCUGAGACAGACAUACCUCUAGAAGGCACAGGUGAGCCAGACCUGGGACACAGCCCCAGGAAGAAGAGAAAAAAGAAGAAAAGGAAGAGGGAGCCAGAGUGAGUAAGUGCCACAGCUGCUGUGUUGAGCAGCUGCCAGUCCCACCUUGCUGCGAGGGUUCUGAUCCUGGUGCUGGUGGGUGCCCAAGGGUGCUCCAGGCUCGUCCCAGACAGAGCCCAAGCACUGUGGCUCAGCCUGGGAAUGCUGGGCUGGGCUGGGUUGGUCUGGAGCUGGAUCGACCUUUAUUUCACUUCCUGAGCCUUCGCUGGUCAGGGGUGACCCCAGUUCCCCCCAGGCCCUGGGGCAGGGACCCAUUUGCUGUGGGCUCGUCGCAGAAGGACACAAGGGGACAGACCCUGCAGCAUAUUGAAGUAUUUUUUCAAGAGCACAAAUAAAUCUUUAUUGCAGUGAGA
Corapipo altera (White-ruffed manakin) is the source of this 1550-nucleotide messenger RNA. It is a transcript of the gene GPATCH4, whose product is annotated as G-patch domain containing 4. Gene Ontology annotation, molecular function: nucleic acid binding. NCBI's taxonomy places the organism in Eukaryota, Metazoa, Chordata, Aves, Passeriformes, Pipridae. Gene Ontology annotation, cellular component: nucleolus. Gene Ontology annotation, biological process: regulation of ribosome biogenesis. The record is from RefSeq and is a predicted model, not a curated record.